UGUAAACACAGUCAGAGGAGUCCAAAACCAGCUGCUGGAUCCUUUAGUCUUGUGUAAACACCAAAACUUAAUUUUUUCUUCUUCUUUUGCCUCGACUGGAUUAUUUCCAUUAUUAUCAUAAGAACUGGGACAACAGCGACACAUGGCGCUCCUGAGGUCAGGCUGGCUGUGGAGACAAACUUCUGUCUUAAAACGCUGGAAGCUGAACUGGUGUGACCUUUGGAUAGACGGGAGUCUUUGCUUCUAUAAGACUGACAGCAGGCGAGAGCUGGAGCACCGCGUCAGCCUCAAGACAGCAUGCGUGGACGUGAGGUCGGGCCUGGAGUGUCGAGGUGUGAGUCCACCGGAGAGCAAUCCCAGGGAGAAUCUCAUCGUGGUUCAGCUCACAAGCGGCUCAACAGUCAACCUGUGUGCUAACAGCGAGGAUGAAUCCAUAGCGUGGAAACUGACUCUGCUAGACACCAGGAGAAACCCGGUGUUCACAUACGACCCAUAUGACGACUUCUACCAAGCCGUCCCCAUCAACAGCUACCAUACUGUCUACAUCACACCUGGAGCAGGACCAGGAACCCACCAGGUGGUUGUUCAGAGGGACCCAUUUGAUGGAGUCUUCGAGCAUCUGGCUCUGGGAUUGCUGGCAGGCAUGGCAGCAGGGACAGCCAUGCGAUCCUUCCUCUGGAUGCCCUUCUUUUUCUGCUGAGAUCAUCUCCAUCACUGACAUGACGACACUGCGCAGCGACUGGGAGCCAAACAUCAGCACGAGUAGGAAGCCCCCGAAGAUGGAGUGAUCAUGUCUGCUGUAACAAGCUGCUUUUUCUGGUUGAUCUGUUUUUCUUAUGUGCACUUUUGCAUAUACGGCUUAAGAAGAUGAAGAGGACGCUACGUAAUUUAAUGUUCUCCCUGCUUGUACAUCAAACUGAAUCUAGCAUUUGCACAAGCCAGGAAGUCGAUUUUGUAUCCAACUCUUCUUUAAUCUGCU
Anarrhichthys ocellatus (wolf-eel) is the source of this 979-nucleotide messenger RNA. RefSeq names its product pleckstrin homology domain containing B1 (gene plekhb1). Gene Ontology annotation, biological process: regulation of cell differentiation. Bases 143 to 700 code for a protein of 185 amino acids. The record is from RefSeq and is a predicted model, not a curated record. Lineage: Eukaryota; Metazoa; Chordata; Actinopteri; Perciformes; Anarhichadidae. The transcript is spliced from 6 exons. Gene Ontology annotation, cellular component: membrane.